Molecule: messenger RNA, 768 nt
Organism: Nasonia vitripennis (jewel wasp)
Lineage: Eukaryota; Metazoa; Arthropoda; Insecta; Hymenoptera; Pteromalidae
Product: homeobox protein Hox-A2-like
Exons: 3
Coding region: 1-630 (209 amino acids)
Biological process (GO): central nervous system development; spinal cord motor neuron cell fate specification; neuron projection morphogenesis
Cellular component (GO): nucleus
Molecular function (GO): sequence-specific double-stranded DNA binding; DNA-binding transcription factor activity, RNA polymerase II-specific
Source: RefSeq, a predicted model, not a curated record
AUGAGUGCUAACGCCGAAAGAAUAAUGGGCUGGCUGCUUCGACUUAAACUGAAUGUGCUUAAGACUAAGGCAAUCGUCCUGGGUUCCCCCUACUACAUAAAUGCAUUACCUUCUUCUGCUAAUACCUUUAUAAAUAUAGGGGGAGCCUGGGUCGACUAUAAAUCAUCUAUGCACAAUCCGGUGUUGGUGCUUAACUCUAAACUUACUUGGAAAGAGCACGUUACACAAAUCUGUUGCACGGCACAUCACGCACUUUUAGGUAAGACCCGCAGACCCCGAACAGCCUUUACAUCGCAACAACUUUUGGAGUUAGAAAAACAAUUUCGUCAGAAUAAAUACCUUAGUAGGCCUAAAAGAUUUGAAGUAGCAACUUCGUUAAUGUUAACAGAAACUCAGGUUAAAAUCUGGUUCCAAAAUCGGCGAAUGAAAUGGAAAAGAAACAAGAAAGUUCAGCUAGAAGGAAAAUUGAACAAUAAAGACUUUGGAACUUCGCGCGUCGAGAAACAAGAGUAUAUAAAUGAUUUGACAAAUUCGAAUCCUAUAAUAAAAAAAAAUGAAAAAAGUUCUCACAUUAUUCCAGAUAUUAUAACAGAAACACAAGAAACUUUAUAUAGACCCUAUAUAGUAUGAAAUUCUAUGAUCUAUUGUCAUAAUUCUACUCAAUUAAAAGGUUUUAAUACAAACAACUUAAUUCUAAUAAAAAUAAAUGUAGAAACAAUAAGAAAUAUCUAUUUUAAUGUAAAUAAAGAAAUAACAAUUUAAAAUCAA